Trametes versicolor FP-101664 SS1 is the source of this 1332-nucleotide messenger RNA. RefSeq lists its product as uncharacterized. NCBI's taxonomy places the organism in Eukaryota, Fungi, Basidiomycota, Agaricomycetes, Polyporales, Polyporaceae. The record is from RefSeq and is a predicted model, not a curated record. The transcript is spliced from 10 exons. Bases 121 to 1155 code for a protein of 344 amino acids.
CACAUCCCCACCAGGCCAUCCCCAUACCUCGUCCAGCACUCGCCCGCUGCACCCUCGGGCGACACGCGCUAGGCGGUCGUCGCCAGCAGUACAUGUGCGUUCCCCGCUGCAGGUGCCACUAUGCCCAAACGAGACCGCGAUGAGGCCGUCGCCGAGCUCAGCUCCACCAUCUUCUCCGCGAUGCUCGAGGAGAUCCUCAUGGACGUCGUGCAGCAGUCGCACAAAGAGGUCGCCCGCGCGCGGGCGGUAUGCGACGUCUGCCAUACGAGGUGCAAUUCAGUCCAUGUGCCUGGUCCAUCCAACGGGGGCAACUCCAGGGUGCCCACACCGAAUGGCGAGACGAACAGCCCCGCGGGUACGGGGGCGAACACGCCCGUGAAUGGGACGUCUAAGGACGGCAACGUGUACCUUGCGUGCCUCGAGUGCAAGCGCGAGAUAUCGUCGAAUAGGUAUGCGACGCAUUUGAGCAGCUGCAUGGGUAUCGGGAACAGGCGCGGCGCGGCGCGCGGCGCGACCGCGAAGUCGAAGAUGGGCAGCGAGAUGGGCAAGUCGGCGUCGCCGCGGCUGGCGUCGGAGGUUGCGCAUCUGUCAGACGAUGGCGGUGGUGGGAGGGCACCGCCUACGAAAGGCAAGGGCAAGGCGAAGGGAAAGAAGACGGAUGACAGCGCUCUCAAUUCCAACGGGAAACGCAAUGGUUCUCCAUCUAUAUCUCCUGCGAAGAAGUCGAAGAAACAGAAGACGGGAGCUGCAGGCCGUAUCAAAUCCGAACUCGAUUCACCUGGGUCGCCGUCUAACCUCUUACCCGUUCCAUCCUCCACCGCACGGAUCCCCUCAAGACUACGAGAAUCCUCAAUUGCAUCUUCAUUCCAGCGAGACCGACGUUCCUCAUCCCCUGAAUCACCGACACGGUCCUCGCCCGCGCGCUCCAUCUCGACACAGGCGUCUACUGUCAUUCGGAGCCCUGCGAUUAGCAGCGCUAAUAUCAAGAGCAAGCAGACGAAUGGCAAAGGCCGCGGCGCGGGUGCGCCUCCGCGACUGCCUAGCCCACCGCGCCCACCUCCACCAGUCCCUAUUAUCAGAAUGCCCGACACAGACUACCUCGUCGAUGUGGAAGGAGAGGAGACAGGCUCCUCUACGGACACUGACAGCGACUGACGGACUCAUCUCAAUUCGCAUCUCACACUGGACAGGCCAGACAGGGAUAUUUAUGCAUGCUAUCGAUUUUUGAUUUGUACAGCGUCGACUCUUCGUCAUCAGUUAUCGGCUCGGCUGCUACUGCAGUGUUCUGGAUACCACACAUCUCGCCCUUGUACUCUAUGUAUUCGUUCGGCG